Molecule: messenger RNA, 699 nt
Organism: Saccostrea cuccullata (small rock oyster)
Lineage: Eukaryota; Metazoa; Mollusca; Bivalvia; Ostreida; Ostreidae
Product: putative nuclease HARBI1
Exons: 2
Coding region: 1-699 (232 amino acids)
Source: RefSeq, a predicted model, not a curated record
AUGGUGCGAAGAUUGAUCAAUUUCCCUACAUCACCAGAUGAAAUCAGACGUAACCAGGAACGAUUUUUUCAGAUAGCAGGAUUCCCUGGGAUUGUUGGUGCCAUCGAUGGCACCCAUGUUCAAAUAAUUGCACCUAGACAAAAUGAGAAUGAUUUUUUCAACAGACAUCAUUACCACAGUUUAAAUGUGCAAGUUGUGUUUCAUUCCCAAUGUAAACUCAUUGACAUUGUUGCAAAAUGGCCCGGUUCGACCCAUGAUACUCGCAUCCUAAAUGAGAGUGGGCUUCGAGUCCUGUUUGAAAAUGGUCACAUUCCUCUUCAAACGCAUUUGUUGGGUGACAGUGGCUACCCAUCUCGUAGAUGGCUACUUACACCAUUCAGAAUUCCUCAGCCUGUGCACACAAAAGGACUAGGAGCACUGUUGAAACGCCGCUUUUACGUUCUGCAUGGGGAGAUAAGAAUGUCGCCUCAGAAGGCAUGUCAAGUUGUGAUGGCAUGCGCAGUCCUCCAUAAUAUUUGUAAAGAUCGACAAAUUCCAAUUACUGAUGAUGAUGACAACAAUGAUACCAGUGAUGAUGAAGAUAGUGGAGAUGAUACUGCUCAGGGUCAUCAUGUGCAAGCAAGAAAUGAUGGUGCUGCUAGAGGCAACAACAUUAAUGGCAUAUUGUACAGGCAGCAGUUUGCUGCAACUCACUUCUGA